AUGGCUCGUACCACACUCUCUUUCUAUACCGUUUGCUUCAUCCUAGCUCUCACGGGCUCUGCUUUACCGGCCAAGCGCGCGGACCCUUCCUCGCCUUCCAGUGCGGUUGCCCCCAACGGCAUGGCGAAUAUUGCCUAUGAUGCUGUGAAGGUGAGCUAUACGUUGAAAACGCCUGAUGGGACGGUGAUUGAUAGGACUCAGUCCACCACCCACAUGGCGCAGGACAUCAACAAGGAAUUCUAUGACGAUGAUGAGACGCCAAAGCCCACACCCGUCGGUAUCCACCCUGUUCCCACGCCGUCCAGCAGUGGGACAGCAACCAAGUCUCUGAAGGACCUUUACAAAGCGCAAAGUGCAGAGAGAGUGCAUGAUCUCGAGGAGCCCUCAUCCUCACCCUCACCUGAGCCGAAGACCGACACCAAGCCCGAGGAGCCUCAGGAAGAGGAAGAGACUCCAACAGAAGAUCAAAAGCAAAGCGAGCCUACUCCCACUCCUACUCCAACUCCCACAAAGAAGUCCGGUAGCAGCGCCUCUGCAGCUCCAGCCGCUUCUAGCCCUCCAACUCAGAAAGACAACCCUACCAACGAUAUCCCUGUCAUCGGCCCUCUCCUGGGAGCAUUCGGAGGAAUUCUGUAA
Molecule: messenger RNA, 636 nt
Organism: Aspergillus bombycis
Lineage: Eukaryota; Fungi; Ascomycota; Eurotiomycetes; Eurotiales; Aspergillaceae
Exons: 1
Coding region: 1-636 (211 amino acids)
Source: RefSeq, a predicted model, not a curated record